Messenger RNA from Alternaria atra, 738 nucleotides. RefSeq lists its product as uncharacterized. The record is from RefSeq and is a predicted model, not a curated record. The transcript has 2 exons. The coding region runs from base 1 to 738 and encodes 245 amino acids. Lineage: Eukaryota; Fungi; Ascomycota; Dothideomycetes; Pleosporales; Pleosporaceae.
AUGUCUAAGCUUUUAUCCUUGGCGCUUUUCGCCUCAUCCGCUGCGGCCAUAACAACCGAAUCAUUCUGGAUGCCAGGUCUGGAGAAUAACGAUAUGCAAUACGAAGCCUCCCUUGUCAACGCUGACAACGGCCGCACAACCCUGUCUUUGGACAUACAAGCUGCUACUAUGGAGGAUUCACUGGCGGAUGUUCCCGCAACGAUUACUGUCGGAGGUAACACCUACUACGGAUUCGAAGCAUCAGCUUCUGCUUAUGGCGUCACUGUUGCCAUUCUGGGUGAGUGCUCACGUCAGAACACCGACGAGGCCGAAGCGACUUGCACCAUGACUACAAAGGGUCUCGAAGAUGCGAUGAGCUCUGUAUGCGCCGACCCCGACUAUGCCUCUGACCUAUGCCCUGAUGGCGCGGACGCCGCUCUUUCAAUGUCUACGGUUCUUCCUGAGGGCUACUUCAACAUGAUUCCUGUCGUCGUUACCAACGUCGAUCAUCCGCUUCCUAGUGCGUCCGCGGCCGCAUCAGUGUCCGCUGGCAGCGCUUCUGUCACAGCGUCCCGCUCCACCAUCACCUCCGUUGUUUCUGAAUCCGCCACUGCCACCGCUUCCGACUCAGAGGCUGCUGCCAGCUCCGGACCUUCUGCAACUUCCAGCUCUCUCGAGCAAGCCACUGGUGCUGCCCAGAUGAUCCAAGUCCCAGCAUUGGCCGGUCUUGGUGCCGCUGUUGCUGCUUUCUUCUUGUAG